Molecule: messenger RNA, 3409 nt
Organism: Paramuricea clavata
Lineage: Eukaryota; Metazoa; Cnidaria; Anthozoa; Malacalcyonacea; Plexauridae
Source: the annotation of a GenBank genome assembly
AUGAGCGUAGCUGACACACAGGAAACGAGUAAGUGUUAGGCCUUGUUUAUAAUUUACAUACCUAGCUGGACAUUUUUAAAAGCGUUAGGUUUCAUUUGGUUUCGUCCCAGACUCUCCAUGCGAAGAUAGUAUGCAAUCGUCUCCGUGUAUAUUCAAUGUUUUGAGGAAUGGUGAGUCUGCAGACUUUGAUUGGGGUUUUCCCUGGCCUGAUGCUUUGUUUACAAAGUCAAGGUCAGACUUAUUCCACUUUUUUGAGUUCAAGGUCAAUUUAUUUCGCUCUGAGUGUACAGUAUUUUGGACGUAUCUUGUUUUGAAGCUGCUCUCUCCUGCUGCCGAAAAUUCUUUAGAGGACCACUCAGGAUUAAUUUGUUUGCUUGGUGUUUUCGUAUCUUUGAUAAACAUUUAAAAUUCAUUCUUAGUGUUGUGUUUAAUAUAGAUUAAAUGUUGUUUUUGUUUUAGUAUGAAGUCAACGACAGAGCGAUUCAACAAGAUACAAGAGUACAACACGAUUACAGAGUAUGUCUACAGAUAUUCUGACUUUUUUAUUGUACAAUAAAAUACAUCCACCAUCACACGGCCAAGUGCUUUGCCGUUGACAGGUUAGACAAACAUGGUUAUAUUUACCUUCAUAGUAAUUUUAACAAACUAAAGAUUUACCUUGCAUAAUUUUCUUCAGACAGAGUAGAGGCGCAGUCAAGAACCGCCAGCAAUAAAGAGAGCGAGAGAAUUAAUGAGAAACGGCCAGCUCGAAGAGGUACAGCGGGUAUAUUUAUUAUUUACAGUAAUCUUACAUAAUGUACUUUGUAGAAACUUUAUAUAAAUUACUUUAUUUUUGUAGCUUUAUUUACAUCUAAUGCUAAAACAAGUGAAGGUUCGGGGAUGAAUAGAGCAAGAGGUUAGUCCACUCCAUGUACUGUAUAUUGUAAAGAACUGACAGAAAUUAUUGUAAUUGAAUUAGCUUUUAUAAUUUAAUACCAUUGCCUGUUUGAACUAUAUAUACUUAUAACGUACACAAAUGUGUUCUUUACUGAAACCAGAUGGUUUUAGGUAAACUGAUCUUUUACCUACAGGACAUUCCCAGCCAAGGCAGACUGCAUGUAUGGUCCAAACAACAACUAGCAGCAGUUCUGAGUUUAUUUAUUGUAUAAAUAUUGUCUUUUGUAAUAACUACCUUUAAUAAAACAGAUCAAAGAAGCUAGGCAAUGAGUGCAAGAUGCAGCAGCCUUGGACAACAACAUAGUCAGCAAAGACGACCAAGUGCAUUGACAGGUUCGACAGACUUCAAUAUGAUUCGUCAAAAACUGAAAAGGCAUAUUUUAAUCUAGCCAGUAUUCAUUACAUGUUGUUAAUUUUCACAGGGGAACGAGUGGCGCGACAAACAAGCGACGACGGACGAUCAACGCAAGGUUAGUUAUUGAACAUAUGUACACGUUUUGAUUUUACAUCCUACCUGCAAUUAACGAAAAUAAAAACAAACUCUUUCUCUUGUACUACAUUAGAAUAAGCAAAUUCAGGGAUGCACAGAGAAAGAGGUAAAUGACCUGAGUAAAUUCCCCACCCCCAUCAUUAUCAAUUUAGUUUAAAUAUAUUCAUGUCUACCUUAUUACAUGCAGUUCAUCUAUAAAUUAGGUAUUUAUUUCAGCUAUAGGUCACUCCCACACUGCAGCAACUACAGCAGUUACAAUGGAGCAAAGAACAAAUGAAGGUUUUUAUUUCAUGGCAUUAAAAAUACAUCCAGAUAUAUCAUCAAAAUUAUCUAAGUAGUUCUAAAGAACUGAUUGAAUUAAUGUCAAAUACUAUUAUUAACUUUGAUAAUGGUUCAUAAUGUCACAUAUUAAGAAGUGUCCCUGAAUGAAUAUCUAAAGAAAUGAAGUCCCUGAAGGCCGAAGUCCAUGGUUUAAAGCACAGCAUUUCUCAACUGACUGAGCAACAGGGAGAGCUUUUUCAUCUGGUUAAGUCUUUGAAGAAGACCAGUGAAGCCAGUCACUUUGACAUGGGGAAAUGCUGUCACACUGUAUGUAUAAAAAGUAAAGCACAUGUAUUUAAACAAAUUAGUGAAGUCCUUGCGACUAGGUAGCAAUAUUAUUAUACAAUCUGUUUUUGACAGGAGAAUGUCAACAGAUUACUGGCACAGUUUUAGUGUACGAAUGGUCGCUAUCCAAUAGCCACUGAUGAUAAAAAGGUACAAAGAAUAACUUUUUGUUUCACAAUUAGAAAUACUUAAUACUCAAGAACAAUUAUUAAAUUAAUAUACAUUACUAAUAGCAAUCAUAGAUCAUUUGUCCUCUGAAAAAUGAAUACCACUUUCCCUUUAUUUAGCCUCCAAAUGUGGAUUUUAAGUCCCACACCCCUACAUAUGAUAAACACCCACCCUCUACUUAAUCCCUUGUAGGUGCUGACUAUAUCUAAAUUAACAAUGAAUAAUAAAUGAAAUACUGUAAUAUAUUGAUAUUAUUUAAUCUGAGUUUAUUAUCUAUCCAGUUAGUAUUUACAUCCCCCUCCCUCCUCUAAUAAGUUCACAAAGGUAUGAAUAUGGGAACUAUGGUAUUCAAUUGCAUCUAAAAAUGUAAUUAAAUUAAUCUUAGAAAUUGCUCGAGGAAGAAUUCCUGGACUCAGCUUCAGGCUUGACCGUAGAAGAGCUCAUGCUGCAUGUCACCAAAUAUGAAGUGAGCAAAUAUUCAUAUUGGAGGAGUGAGGAAUGCAGAAGAGUAAGCUUUCAGUUGUUAUACCUUUAAGCAUCAGGACCCAUUACACCAUUAGGCCCCACGAGUCUGUUCACUUUCUUGCUAGGUUCUUGGAAUUAAUGGCUACAAGCACUUGGUCAAGGCAUCCUCCAAUAUUCUGGCCAAGAAAGUCCUUCAGUUGUUGGGCCAAAAACACAAGGCUGUGGCAACGUCUAUAGUAAAAAAAGACAUCCUGAUAGUAAGUGUACUACAUUACCAUAUAAUACUGUAACAAUCAGUUAAUCCUGACAGAACUUAUAUCCUCUUCCCUCCCACAAACAUGUACUGUAUAAAGCCUAUCUACACGGCACAAUUUGUCGUAUACAAUUCUGACCCCGGUGUAUGUGAUCGAAUAAAUGUGGCAUCAGCACUAGUUUUCAUAUGUCAGAAUAACAAUUGUAUACCACGAAUCAGAUCAUGUGGAUAGGCCUAUGCAAUGUAUGUAAAAUUCUAACCAACCACUACACCAGGUUUUAGAUUUAAUACCACCCAUUAUAGACUUAUAUAUACUAUUCACUAAAUAUAAUGAAUGUUUAUGAGAGGUAUCGGAGGAAGAAGCCAAGCAGCUAAAGGACUUCUGGGGGGCUUUCUACAGCUGGAAGAAUGAUACCCUGCCACAUAAUCGUAGUUUUGAAGAUUGGGAAAAGAUGCGAAAAGAAGACAUGCAUUUAUAUCCGGAAGACUAA